AUGAAUUUUCCAAAGACAUCUAUCAAAGUAAUCGCACGUCAGCAACAUAUGGGUACUAGAAAUGUAAAUAGUCUAAAUGAAUUUGUGAAAAGCCAAGUCAAGGAGGUGGAGGAGUGGUGGAAGCAGGAUAGAUUUCAAAGAAUCAAGAGAUCGUAUUCUGCACUGGACGUUGUUAAACAUCGAGGAAGUUUGGGAUUAGAAGAUACUAAAUAUCCUUCGUCAUUUCAGGCAAAGAAGUUGUAUAAUUUAUUGGAAAACAAGUUUCUUGCACGUCAGCCUGUACACACACUUGGUAUCAUUGAUCCUGUUCAGAUGACACAAUUAGCCAAAUGUGAAGGAAUUCCCGUUGCAUACGUUUCUGGAUGGGCAUGUUCAUCCACAAAUGUUAGUUCCACAAAUGAAGUCGCACCCGACUUUGGUGACUACCCAUAUGAUACUGUUCCAAAUCAAGUGGAAAGAAUGUUUAAGGCCCAAAAAUUGCACGAUCGGAAGUCGUUUUUGGACGCUGUUAAUUCCGGUUCUCCUUUGUAUAAUUAUAUGAAACCUAUCAUUGCUGAUGCUGAUAUGGGACAUGGUGGUCCUACUGCUGUAAUGAAAUUGGCGAAACUUUUCGCUGAGAAAGGAGCAGCCGCAGUUCAUAUUGAAGAUCAAUUAAUGGGAGGUAAACGUUGCGGUCAUUUAGGAGGAAUAGUACUGGCACCGGUGAGUACGCAUGUGACAAGGUUGAUAGCCACUAGGCUGCAAUGGGAUAUAAUGGGAACAGAAAAUUUAAUCAUAGCAAGAACAGAUGCAUGCAACAGUAGGCUAAUCGGCAGUAGUUCUGACCCAAGAGAUCAUCAAUAUAUUAAGGGGACAAUUGGGUCCAAUGUCACUGCAUGGGUUGAUUCCUUAACAGAGAUGAAAUCUAAAUCUAUUGAUUAUAAAGGAGUUAGCGAAGCUGAAGCACAAUGGUAUGAAACGCAUGAGCUUUUCACUUAUGACGAAGCUGUUGAAAGGCAAAUUUCAGCUGAAGAGUACAACAAGUACCAAGGUUUAAAAUCAAAACAAAUGGAAGCUACGAAAAAAAGGUGGUUAAGUCUAAGAGAAAUGAGGAGUAUCGCUAAAGAGGCCUCUCCAAAAAAGACAGUAAUUUUUGAUUGGGAUGCUCCUAGAACUAAUGAUGGUUAUUAUAUGUUCAAAGGUUGUAUGGAAGCUGCAAUUGAGCGGUCUCUUAUUUUUGCACCUUAUGCAGAUAUGAUUUGGCUCGAAACAAAAACACCAAACUUGGAAGAAGCAAAGGAGUUUUCUAGAAAGAUUCAUUCAUUUUGUCCACACAUUAAGUUAGUUUACAAUUUAUCUCCAAGUUUUAAUUGGUGUGCAUACGGCUUCUCAGCAGAUAACCUUAAAGGCUUCAUUUGGGAUUUAGCGAAAGAGGGCUUUGUACUACAAUUAAUAUCGUUAGCAGGCGUGCAUGUUAACGGUGUAAACUUCUGGGAACUUGCCAAAGGAUUUGAGCAUGACGGUAUGUUAGCAUAUGUCGACCAGGUUCAAAAAAGGAAAAAUACUAAUUGCGACUUGCUCACACAUCAACGCUGGUCAGGUGUGGAAUACGUUGACUCGAUAUUGAGCCUUGUUCAGAAUGGUGCAACUUCACAUACCAGGAGUACAGGAGGCGACAGUUUUACCGAAGUUCAAUUCUAA
Messenger RNA from Kazachstania africana CBS 2517, 1680 nucleotides. It is a transcript of the gene ICL2, whose product is annotated as methylisocitrate lyase ICL2. Bases 1 to 1680 code for a protein of 559 amino acids. The record is from RefSeq and is a predicted model, not a curated record. Gene Ontology annotation, cellular component: mitochondrial matrix. NCBI's taxonomy places the organism in Eukaryota, Fungi, Ascomycota, Saccharomycetes, Saccharomycetales, Saccharomycetaceae. The transcript has a single exon. Gene Ontology annotation, molecular function: methylisocitrate lyase activity; isocitrate lyase activity.